AUGGCGCCGUGGGGACACCCGGCCCCUGUCACCACGAUGUGGCGCUGUGGGGACACCUGGCCCCUGUCACCUCGAUGUGGCACCAGGGGACACCCGGCCCCUGUCACCCCCGACAUGGCGCCGUGGGGACACCCAGCUCCUGUCACCCGGACAUGGCAGCGCCGUGGGGACACCCGGCCCCUGUCACCACGAUGUGGCGCUGUGGGGACACCUGGCCCCUGUCACCUCGAUGUGGCACCAGGGGACACCCGGCCCCUGUCACCCCGACAUGGCGCCGUGGGGACACCCAGCUCCUGUCCCCGGACAUGGCAGCGCCGUGGGGACACCCGGCCCCUGUCACCUCAAUGUGGCACCGUGGGGACACCCGGCCCCUGUCACCACGAUGUGGCGCUGUGGGGACACCCGGCCCCUGUCACCUCAAUGUGGCACCGUGGGGACACCCGGCCCCUGUCACCCCGACAUGGCGCCGUGGGGACACCCAGCUCCUGUCACCCUGACAUGGCAGCGCUGUGGGGACACCUGGCCCCUGUCACCACGAUGUGGUGCUGUGGGGACACCAGGCCCCUGUCAACCCGACGUGGCACCAGGGGACACCGGGCUCCUGUCACCCCGAUGUGGCACCAGGAGACACCCGGCUCCUGUCACCCGGACAUGGCAGCGUGGGGACACCCGGCCCCUGUCACCACGAUGUGGCGCUGUGGGGACACCUGGCCCCUGUCACCUCGAUGUGGCACCGUGGGGACACCCGGCCCCUGUCACCUCAAUGUGGCACCAUGGGACACCUGGCCCCUGUCACCCCGACAUGGCGGCGCCGUGGGGACACCCGGCUCCUGUCACCCCGAUGUGGCACCAGGGGACACCCGGCUCCUGUCACCUCGACAUGGCACCGGGGACACCCGGCCCCUGUCACCCCGACGUGGCACCAUGGGACACCCAGCUCCUGUCACCCUGACAUGGCAGCGCCGUGGGGACACCCGGCUCCUGUCAUCCCCGACGUGGCACCAGGGGACACCCGGCCCCUGUCACCCCGACAUGGCGGCGCUGUGGGGACACCCGGCCCCUGUCACCCCCGAUGUGGCGCCGUGGGGACACCCAGACACUGUCACCCCGACAUGGAGGCGCUGUGGGGACACCCGGCUCCUGUCACCCCAACGUGGCGGCAUGGGGACACCCAGCUCCUGUCACCCCAACAUGGCGGCGCUGUGGGGACACCCGGCCCCUGUCACCCCCGAUGUGGCGCCGUGGGGACACCCAGACACUGUCACCCCGACAUGGAGGCGCUGUGGGGACACCCGGCUCCUGUCACCCCAACGUGGUGCCAUGGGGACACCCGGCUCCUGUCACCCCAACAAGGUGGUGCCGUGGGGACACCUGGCUCCUGUCACCUCAAUGUGGCACCAGGGGACACCCAGCUCCUGUCACCCCGACAUGGCAGCACCAUGGGGACACCCGGCCCCUGUCACCACGAUGUGGCACCAGGGGACACCUGGCUCCUGUCACCCCAAUGUGGCACCAGGGGACACCCGGCUCCUGUCACCCCGACAUGGCGGCGCUGUGGGGACACCCGGCUCCUGUCACCUCGACAUGGCACCGGGGACACCCGGCCCCUGUCACCCCGACAUGGCGGCGCUGUGGGGACACCCGGCCCCUGUCACCCCCGAUGUGGCGCCGUGGGGACACCCAGACACUGUCACCCCGACAUGGAGGCGCUGUGGGGACACCGGCUCCUGUCACCCCAACGUGGCGGCAUGGGGACACCCGGCUCCUGUCACCCCAACAUGGCGGCGCCGUGGGGACACCCAGCCCCUGUCACCCCAACAUGGUGGCGCUGUGGGGACACCCGGCUCCUGUCACCCGGACAUGGCAGUGUGGGGACACCUGGCUCCUGUCACCCCAACGUGGUGCCAUGGGGACAUCCGGCCCCUGUCACCCCGACAUGGCGGCGCCGUGGGGACACCCGGCUCCUGUCACCCCGAUGUGGCACCAGGGGACACCCGGCUCCUGUCACCCCAACAUGGUGGCGCCGUGGGGACACCCGGCUCCUGUCACCCGGACAUGGCACCAGGGGACACCCGGCUCCUGUCACCCCAACAUGGCGGCGCCGUGGGGACACCCAGCCCCUGUCACCCCAACGUGGUGCCAUGGGGACACCCGGCUCCUGUCACCCCGGCGUGGUGCCAUGGGGACACCCAGCCCCUGUCACCCCGACACGGCGGCGCUGUGCGGACACCCGGCUCCUGUCACCCCAACAUGGCGGCGCCGUGGGGACACCCAGCUCCUGUCACCACCAUGUGGUGCCAGGGGGACACCUGGCUCCUGUCACCCUGA
Messenger RNA from Dromaius novaehollandiae (emu), 2328 nucleotides. Its product is annotated as collagen alpha-1(I) chain-like. The coding region runs from base 1 to 2328 and encodes 775 amino acids. The record is from RefSeq and is a predicted model, not a curated record. The transcript has a single exon. Lineage: Eukaryota; Metazoa; Chordata; Aves; Casuariiformes; Dromaiidae.